Messenger RNA from Funneliformis caledonium, 2715 nucleotides. Lineage: Eukaryota; Fungi; Glomeromycota; Glomeromycetes; Glomerales; Glomeraceae. The record is from the annotation of a GenBank genome assembly.
AUGUCCGAUUAUAUAAAUAAAUUUGGUAAAGGAAUUCCGUAUCGUGAAGGGAAUCCAAUUCAACUUCUAAAAUAUAUCAAGAAUGAAAGAAAUCCUAACGAAUACGGAAAAAUUGUAUUAAACGACGAAGCCAUAAAUAUCAUUAAUUCGAUAGAAGAACCCAUUUCUGUCAUUGUCGUUGUGGGUUCAUAUCGUAGAGGGAAAUCAUGGUUCGCGAAUUUAUUGCUCGGUAGACAUAAUGGAUUUCUUUUAGGUUCGACAGUGGAUGGAUGUACCCAAGGAAUAUAUAUGUGGGAUCAACCAUUCUACCAUGAGGGAAAACGGAUUAUCGUGUUAGAUUGUGAAGGGAUCGACGAUCCCAAACAAAAUCAACAAUGGGCGAUAAGAUUAUUCGUAUUAUGUUUAACGAUAUCUUCAACAUUCAUUUAUAAUUUAAAUGGUGUUGUUGGUAGGGAGGACAUAGGGAAGCUAUUUUUGAUGUCCCAUUUAACAAAAUAUAUUCAACCUCCUCCCGAUUAUCAAUUUUUACCCAGAAUGGUGGUAUUACUUAGGGAUUUCAUGUUACAAAAUCCCGAUGAUUUUAGGGAUUACUUUUUAAAUAGGUUGAGUCAGGUUAAUGAGCAAGCGGCAGAAGGGAUUAAAAAAUAUUUCUCCCACUUUGACGUGUUUGCUCUACCGAUGCCAGCGGCAGACCGUACUCAAUUACAAAACUUGGAUAAGGUAUCAACGUCAGAUUUGCAAUCGGAAUUCGUCGAGGAAGCCACUAUUUCGAUUAAUAAGAUUUUAUCUACCUCGGCACCAAAGUACAUCGGUUCAUCUACCAUGUCAGGGGUGCCAUUCACGAAAUUCCUUCAAGAGUGCGUCAAUAAAUUAAACGAUACAUCUGAAACUUCAAAUUUUCAUUUAUCGAUUCCGGAUGAAUACGAAUCGAUUAUUGAAUACAUUGCUCACAAAUCCAUUGAUCAUUGCGUUCAAAUGUACGUAACGAGCAUGAAAUCCUUGUUACGAUCCGGGAACGACCAUGAUGAAAAUGUGCAGCACGUCGAAGUAUUUAAUUGGACCGACUUUCAUGAAGUUCACCUAAAUGUUUUUAAUCAAGUUGAAACAGAAUUUUUCAAAAGGAUUAUCGGAGAUGAAAUUCAGAUAAAGAAUUAUGAACGCGAUUUAAAUAAAUUGAUCGGGAGAGAAUUUGAAGAAUUUCGUAGAAUAAAUUCCGAAUCUUUAUACGAGUUGAACAUAGAAUUGGCUAAAGGAUUAUGGGAUAGAAACGUAAAGGUUGGUCUCGACAAAGAUAACCGCUUUGAGUCCCAAGAAGAUUUCGAUAAUGCGAUCGCAGUUUUUGAGAGAGAGGUAUUAGAUACCUUAAUAGACUGUCCGGAAACGGAAAAGAUUAUGGCAAGAUUUAAAUCUCAGGAAUAUCAAGAUGCGAUUACAAUACUAAAAUCGCUCGGAAUUCUCAAAGGCGAAUUGGCAGAUCAAAUCAAAUCAAUGCAAGAAACUGAACAACGAUACUUGGAAUCUUCGACAAAACCUCAAGAAUACCCUGUAACACUUCAUAAUUCAACAUUAAAUGGACAACUCUUAACAUCAUUAUUACCAUGGCAAACCAUUUCAUAUUUACAAUAUUUUAGACACAGUGGUAGGUUUACAUUUCGUUAUGAAGGAAUCUCCAAGCUUGAAUCAUUAAAUGAUUUGUUGGUUCAUUUAUCUCGUAAUCGGAAUGAAUAUUUGAUUUCGGGAAAUACAAUGAAAAAUCCUGGAUCGGUUUAUAGGUUUAAACUACCGACGAUUUGUUCAAUUUGUCAUGAAGUUGGUCAUGAACCUGAAAAUUGUAACGUUAUCGAUAUAAUUCUCUCGAGAAGAAUGUUAAAUCAUCAAGAGAUUGAUGUUAUGAUCAAUCGUAUCUUAGAAUUUAAUCGUCCUAUAAGGAAAAUUUCUCUGAGGUUUAAUCAAGUUGGUAAUGAAGGAGCGAAAUCUAUUGCGAAACUCAUUGAACAAAAUAAUUCUCUUACCGAAUUGAACUUAGGUGAUACCAAGAUUAAUGAUGAUGGUAUUUUAUUAAUCGUUGAAGCUUUAAAGAAAAAUCGUUCUAUAAAAAAAUUGAUUUUGGAAAAUAAUGACAUUGGUGAUAAAGGUUUAUCUGCUAUCGCGGAUUUAUUAAAGAUAAAUAAGGUUUUAAAAAAUAUUGAUCUGUCUCAAUUAAAUUCUGAGGUUUCUCUCGAAUUCUUGAAAAAACUAGAUGAAGCUUUAUUACACAACACCAAUUUAGUUUACGUUAAUUUCAAUACUAAAGGUUUACAUUUACAACCCGGUGUGAACUUUUCAAAAUUCGAUUCGCUGUAUUUACUAAAAUCCUCUCAUCGAGUUUCGAUCCCUGCUCAUUUAGACGGAAGGAAAAUUCAAUUGUAUUCAAGCAUUUUAAAUUACUUUCAUCAAAAUCGUAUAUUUGAUUCAUUCUCAACGGUCUCUAUGAUUGAAUUAAUGAGUAAGGCGAGAAUUUUAUUAUUAAAUAAUCUCAACUCUAAUGUUUUAGUAAAAGUUCCUUCUGAGGUUUGGAUACAAAUAUUUAGAGAUUUUGGUGAAGAAAAAGGGUUAUCUAAAAGACAUGUUGAUAUGAUCGUCAAGUAUUCUAGUACUAGAUCUACCCUUUCUAAAGAUGUGACCGAACGAAAAUUUUUAGAAUCAGUUUAUACAAACAAAUUUGUUUCGGAAUAA